Messenger RNA from Archocentrus centrarchus (flier cichlid), 738 nucleotides. Its product is annotated as NHP2-like protein 1. Lineage: Eukaryota; Metazoa; Chordata; Actinopteri; Cichliformes; Cichlidae. The coding region runs from base 200 to 586 and encodes 128 amino acids. Gene Ontology annotation, cellular component: ribonucleoprotein complex; nucleolus. Gene Ontology annotation, biological process: ribosome biogenesis. Gene Ontology annotation, molecular function: RNA binding. The transcript has 3 exons. The record is from RefSeq and is a predicted model, not a curated record.
CAUGCGCCUUACACCACACGUGUGGCAAACGUUUGGACGCGUUGCAUGCUGUGGAGCUUAGAGAGUUGGUUACGCUGUAAAAUAUAUUAUAGGAGAGCAUCUCUUGUAUCAUAUCGCUAACCUUUCAGAAGCCAGGGGAAAUAAAAUAAUCCUCCGUGAAGCACUUCGCCGAGAGGGCCGGAAUACCACAGAAAACACCAUGUCUGAAGCCCAAGUGCACCCAAAGGCCUACCCGCUGGCCGACGCCACGCUCACCAAAACCAUCCUGGACUUGGUGCAGCAAGCCUCGAACUACAAGCAGCUGAGGAAAGGGGCUAAUGAAGCCACUAAAACGCUGAACAGAGGCAUCGCUGAGUUUAUCGUGAUGGCUGCUGACGCUGAACCACUGGAGAUCAUCCUCCACCUGCCCCUGCUCUGUGAGGACAAGAAUGUCCCCUAUGUGUUCGUCCGCUCCAAGCAAGCCCUGGGCCGGGCCUGUGGGGUGUCACGUCCAGUCAUUGCUACCUCAGUCACUAUAAAGGAGGGGUCUCAGCUAAAGCCACAGAUUCAGUCUGUUCAGAUGGCUAUUGAGAGACUGCUUGUGUGAUUUUUAUUGCACUGACAAAAUCUCAUUGGAGAAAUGAGGUUUGAAAUAGUCCUGUAUUAUGUUUGAGGAGAAAAAAAAAUAGAUGCUUUUUUUUUUUCCACUUUUUGGGGACCGAGGAUUCUCUGCAGGAGUUUGCACCCCUGCCUGCUUAA